CUUAGUCAGUAAAGUGCUUUGUUUACAAUUUUAGGAGAGUCGCCCAGUCGGGAUGAGUUGGAAUCCGUUUAACCGACACUCAGCAAAAAAGAAGAGUGUGGUUUCACGAACUACUGAAAGGGAAUUUGGAAGAGAAGUAAAAAGAGUUGAAAGCUUAGAUGAAACUAGCAAGAAAUUAUACAAAGAUACCAAAAGAUGGCUAGAAUCCAACUCAGCCCUGUUGAACAGUGAACACAAAAUAACCCAGGAUCUGUUGACCAGUCCACUAUGUCAGACUGAAGCUCAACUGAAUGCCAUGAUCACAGAUUGGGACAGGGCUAUAGAGAAACAGAAUCUACAUUCCAGGGAACUGAAUAAUGUUGUACAGAAGACUAUGGCAGAACCAGUCAAAAGACUGAAUACCAUAUUUCCAAGUAUACAAGCAGCACUGAAGAAACGAGAACAGAGUUUACAAGAGUACCAGAAAUCCCAGGCUAAAGUAGAGAAACACCAGAACCGAGAAAGAACCGGACAAAAUGUGGUGAAAUUAGAUCUAAGUAGGAAAGCAGUGGAGAGAACCAAGGCCGACUUUGACAGUCAGAAUCAGGCCUUAUCUGAAGAUCUACCCAAGUUUGUGGAUGGAAGAAUUGAAUAUAUUCAACCAUGUUUAGAAUCUCUAAUAAAAUCCCAGGUUUCCUAUAACUCUGAGGCUCUGAAGAUUUAUUCGGAAUUAGCAGACCAGUGGCAAACCACAACAGACUUGGGUGAACUUAAAUCACGCCAGCAACAAACUUUAUCAGAUAUCAAAGCUCUUGCCAUUACUGUGGACUGAGCACAAAGUCCAGCUUGACACUUAACAGUGCAAAAAUUAAUAAGUCAUCUCCAUAGAUGUGACUUCUUCAUCUCCAAGACAAGCAUCAGAAAAUAUAUGCUACAUUAUCUGCAUUCACAGUGAAUAUGGGAAUCAUACCAUGCAAGUGCAACGACCAAGGAUCCAAAUAAGAAAAAGAAGCUACUAGAUACUGUGGUUUCAUCAGUAUUCGUUGAGCACCAAUUUUCUAGGAAUUCGUCAUUGAGCAGAUCCAUGAAAUUUAAUGUUCAUUGAAUUGAGAAAUGUGUUUUUCAUUUGUAAUGACAAUGAUUUCAUCCACGAAAUUACGUAUCCUCAAAAGCAUCUGUUGUACAAAAUCCACGAAAAUUGAUGUCAACAAAAAUUGAUGAAACCACAGUAUAUACAUGUAUUAAUGAAAAUAGUUUAUUCCAGUGCUGUGUAUAUCCACAAAUAGUUUAACUUGCAUUUAAAUGAGAUGAAUGUUUUUAUGUGGGCCUCAGAGAGGUAAUCAGUCAUGUGGACUUCGAUUUUAGUUUAUUUUGCAUUUCAAUGUUGGCAUUUUCAGUUUCAUGAAAUGGGAAAUAUGCAAUAUAUUAGAUGUUACUAAUGUGUAUCUGUGAUAUAAAACGAUUUAACUUAUAAAAUCUGUUGGUUUUUCUUAUAUUUUCAUAAAUGAAGACAAGAUUUCAUACAUAUUACAUAAUGGCAUCAAC
Molecule: messenger RNA, 1524 nt
Organism: Saccostrea cuccullata (small rock oyster)
Lineage: Eukaryota; Metazoa; Mollusca; Bivalvia; Ostreida; Ostreidae
Product: bridging integrator 3-like
Exons: 10
Coding region: 53-811 (252 amino acids)
Biological process (GO): plasma membrane tubulation; endocytosis; actin cortical patch localization
Cellular component (GO): cytoplasm; actin cortical patch
Molecular function (GO): protein binding; lipid binding
Source: RefSeq, a predicted model, not a curated record